AUGUCCAGGUUUCAGGAUCUCGAAGAUUUCUUCAGCCGGCGGCUGCUCGCUGCUGUUAACGGAGACCUCUCAGGACGAUCAGCAACAUCUGUGUAUGAAGAGGAGCUCCAACGGCAAAGAAAACUGCUGAGUGUGAUUUUAAUGCCUGAAAUCAAACUGAAGAGAGCAGGUUAGUUCACCUUCUUCUUCUUCUUCAACAUGAGAAACGAACAAGAGAAAACCACCGAAGAUCAAAACCUGUUGACAAACAGAACACCAACGUCACUGACCUUUGAAGAUCAAUACUUGUUGACAAACAGAACAGCAACGUCACUUAUCUGUAAUUAUUUCGGUUACAGAAAGGAUGACGUCACCAAACACCUGUUCUGUGUCGGCAGUACCUUUCAUCUGUUGCCACAGUAACGUCCCAGCACAAUAAAAGCUAAAAAGAUCUCUGAGACAGACAGAAGCCAUUCUACUUAUAUUUACAAAAACAGGAAGCACAGUCCCCUUUCAAAAUAAGUCUCCCAAUAACUGCACAGCUUACCAGUAGGACACAGAGCUUCCCUUAGGUUAUGCCGCCUUGCAUCAAAAAAGCUUACACCACUUUAGCAAACUUAACUCAUGAAUUCCUUCAAUGUCAACAAUCUUUCAGAAAUCACACAGUCCCACAAAUCCUUCAGUCCCGGACCGGACCAUGUUUCCGACCGCUUGCUUCUCUAGUUAUACCAACUUUAGUAACGACCGCAGCAUAGUAAUACACAGCAGUCUGAGGAGCAACAGAUGAAACUCAAACACGACUUAAAAAAGGCGCGAAUUCAACCCACGUAUCAUUCGUUCACUGGUUUUUCAAAAUAAAACCAAACGUUAAAAACAAGAAAUGACGCUCAUCUAUUUCCUAAACAUGGUUAAGAAAAAAAAGGAUACCGACUCGUUUUCCCAAUAUGUUGUGUUCAAAUACAAAAUGGAAAAAUCGGAUAACGACAAAGUUUAUUCAAUUGUUCCACAUCCGACUAGAACAAGCUGCGUGACCCGGAAGUGAUGCUCUGUGUCUUUUUUGUUGAUUGAAUAUCACGGUUGGAAAUAGAUAUCAAACAUAGAAAAAGGACUGUUUUAUUUUUGUUUUAAAAUAGAAACACCAAAAUAAUGAACUAAAGCUUGAUUUUCUUUUCUGCUGUCUGGAACGAGUAAGGAAAAGUCAAAGAACAGUUCAGUUUCAAUCUUUUACAGAUAAAUAGACACAAAUCGAAAAAGUGCCCUUAUAUUUGUUUGCUACUGGUGGAGGAGAAAUCCAGGUGGUGGCACGUAGUAAGCAGUUUUAGUAUUGGGGCCACAGUGAGAAAAUAAUAUUUUCAUACAAAGUCAUAAAAUUACAACAAUAAAGUCAUAAAUUGACAGGAAUAGAGUCUUAAAUAAACAAGAAUAAAAUCAUACAUUUACAGGAAUAAAGUCAUUAUAUCACAAGAAUAAUGUAAUAAAUCCAAAGUUUGGCUCCAACAUAGAUGCCAAGCUUAUCUUGAUGUGUCUUUCUGUACUUUGGUGUUUCCUGCAGAUGUCCAGCAGCUGUCAGUGAUUAAAGAGGAACCUCUUGAGCUCCAGGAGUGGAGCCCUGAUCUAAACCAAAAGGACACCAAGCACAUGCACAUUAAGGAGGAGGAACUCUGGAGCAGUCAGGAGGGAGAGCAGCUUCAAGGGUUUGAGGAGGCUGAGGCCACCAUGUUCCCAUUCACUGCUGCCAUUGUGAAGAGUGAAGAGGAUGAAGAAAAACCUCAGCCUCCACAGCUUCACCCAAAACCAAUUCAAAAGAUGGAAACAGGAGAUGAUGGAGAAAUCUGUGGAGUUUCAGAACCAGCUGGAAACUCAAAUCCUGUGAGUGAUAACAGGUCAGAAGACUCCUCUGAGACUGAGGAUGAUGAUGAUUGGAAGGAGACCAGUGAGGAUCAGUCAGGAUUAAACUCUGGGAAAUUAAUGAAAAGAAGAGGACAGAAAACUGUCAAGAAAUCUCACAGCUGCUCUGAGUGUGGUAAAAGAUUCAACUGUCAACGGGCUCUGAAAAUACACAUGGUAGUUCACACAGGAGAGAAACCUUUCAGCUGCUCUGAUUGUGGUAAAAGCUUCAACUGUCAACGGGCUCUGAAAAUACACAUGGUAGUUCACACAGGAGAGAAACCUUUCAGCUGCUCUGAGUGUGGUAAAAGAUUUUCACAAAAACCACAUCUGACCAAACACAUGUUAUUUCACACAGGACAGAAACCCUUCAGUUGUUCUGAUUGUGGUAAAAGAUUUACACAAAAACAUAAUAUGGCCAGACACACGUUAGUUCACACAGGGGAAAAACCUUUUAGCUGCUCUGAGUGUGGUAGAAGAUUCAACUGUAAAGAGCAUCUGAAAAGACACAUGUUGAUUCACACAGGAGAGAAACCCUUUAGCUGCUCUGAGUGCGGUCAAAGAUUCAUACAGAGAGUGACUCUGAUCAAUCACGUGUUAAUUCACACAAGAGGGAAACCUUUCAGCUGCUCUGAGUGUGGUAAAAAGUAUUUUGAUAAAAGGUCUCUGGCCAAUCACAUGUUAAUUCACACAGGAGAGACACCUUUCAGCUGCUCUGAGUGUGAUAAAGGAUAUCUUGAUAAAAGGUAUCUGGCCAGACACAUCUUAGUUCACACAGGAGAGAAACCUUACAGCUGCUCUGAGUGUGAUAAAAAAUAUUUUGAUAAAAGGUCUUUGGCCAAUCACAUGUUAACUCACACAGGAGAGAAACCUUACAGCUGCUCUGAAUGUGAUAAAAAGUAUUUUAAUAAAAGGUCUCUGGCCAAUCACAUGUUAGUUCACACAGGAGAGACACCUUUCAGCUGCUCUGAGUGUGGUAAAAGAUUUUCGCAAAAAAAGAAUCUGAACAGACACGUUAGUUCACACAGGAGAGAAACCUUUCAGUUGCUCUGA
This is a messenger RNA of Xyrichtys novacula (pearly razorfish), 2919 nucleotides long. NCBI's taxonomy places the organism in Eukaryota, Metazoa, Chordata, Actinopteri, Labriformes, Labridae. The record is from the annotation of a GenBank genome assembly.